CCCACCAUGUCUAGUUUAGACCAGGUAGUGCAGCCUUGGUUAGGGACUAUAAGACAGACAGACAGACACACAGCACAGUCCACCACUACCCACUCUUCAGGAUGAAGAUCUUUUUGCUCCUGUCUCUGCUGGCUCCUGUAGCCGUCCUCUCUCAGGUCUACCUCCCUCUGAACUGUGAUGACAUCUAUCAAUAUGACAACACCAAACCCAGUGGGGUGUACACCAUCUACCCUGGGGGUCCCACCACCCCCUUGCACGUCUACUGUGACAUGAACACGGAUGGAGGGAGGUGGACUGUGUUCCAAAGGAGAAUGGAUGGAACAGAGAACUUUUACAGACCCUGGGCACACUACAAAUCUGGCUUUGGUAAUGUGGCUGGAGAGUACUGGCUGGGUCUGGAUAACAUCUUCCUCCUGACGUUGAGGAAGAAGAAUGAGCUGAGAGUGGACAUGGAGGACUUUGAGGGAGGGAAGGUUUAUGCUAAAUACACAUCCUUCUCCAUUGAUCCUGAGAACUAUGGAUACACACUGAGACUGGGCACUUAUGUAGACGGAGGGGCAGGGGACUCCUUGUCGUUUAGCAAUAGCAUGAAGUUCAGCACCUACGACAAAGAUCAAGAUACCUCGGAAGAGCACUGUGCCCGGCGCCACCUGGGUGGAUUCUGGUACAGUGCCUGUACGCAUGCUAACCCUAACUCCCUGUACGCCCCACAUCCGGAAACAUCUUUCACUCAUGUGUCUGUUUAUUGGGAGCACUGGAAAGGGGUAGACUACUCUCUGAAAAGCAUUUCCUUUAAGAUCAGGGCUGUCUCUGAUGCUGUGGCUGUUCAGGAGCAGGAGUAACAUACCUGACUCUAUCAGUCCUGACCUAAUGUCACCAUCUCUAAAUGACUCCACAAAUACAAUGUGGAGGAGGGGGCACCAGAGCUAGCCAGUCAGACACUAACACCUAGAGAAUAAUAUGGUCACUACAUUAUCACCAUAACACUAACACCUAGAGAAUAAUAUGGUCACUACAUUACACUAACACCUAGAGAACAAUAUGGUCACUACAUUAUCACCAUAACACUAACACCUAGAGAAUAAUAUGGUCACUACAUUACACUAACACCUAGAGAACAAUAUGGUCACUACAUUAUCACUGUAACACUAACACCUAGAGAACAAUAUGGUCACUACAUUAUCACUGUAACACUAACACCUAGAGAACAAUGCAGUCACUACAUUAUCACUACAUUACACUAACACCUAGAGAACAAUGCAGUCACUACAUUAUCACUAUUACACUAACACCUAGAGAAUAAUAUGGUCACUACAUUACACUAACACCUAGAGAAUAAUAUGGUCACUACAUUACACUAACACCUAGAGAAUAAUAUGGUCACUACAUUACACUAACACCUAGAGAACAAUAUGGUCACUACAUUAU
Molecule: messenger RNA, 1428 nt
Organism: Oncorhynchus nerka (sockeye salmon)
Lineage: Eukaryota; Metazoa; Chordata; Actinopteri; Salmoniformes; Salmonidae
Product: microfibril-associated glycoprotein 4-like
Exons: 5
Coding region: 102-842 (246 amino acids)
Biological process (GO): elastic fiber assembly
Source: RefSeq, a predicted model, not a curated record